This is a messenger RNA of Saccostrea echinata, 6060 nucleotides long. Its product is annotated as fatty acid synthase-like. The coding region runs from base 35 to 5566 and encodes 1843 amino acids. The transcript is spliced from 35 exons. Gene Ontology annotation, biological process: fatty acid biosynthetic process. Lineage: Eukaryota; Metazoa; Mollusca; Bivalvia; Ostreida; Ostreidae. The record is from RefSeq and is a predicted model, not a curated record. Gene Ontology annotation, molecular function: fatty acid synthase activity; 3-oxoacyl-[acyl-carrier-protein] synthase activity.
UCCUGGAAUCAAAGGAAUCAAGCCUGGCCCAACAAUGUAUGAAACUUUUUUGGCAGGUGUUGCUUCCAGACUUCCAGAAUCGGAAAACAUUGAUGAGUUCUGGGAGAACUUAAUUCUGGGAAAAGAUUUGAUAAGAGGUACAAGAUGGCCACGAGAACUUCAUGGCACACCUCCAAGAGUGGGAUUGAUAAAGAAUAUUGACAAGUUUGAUGCAGAAUAUUUCAAUUUUGAGGAAAAUGAGGUUCAUCACAUGAAUCCCAUGUUGCGACACCUUUAUGAAGUCUGUUCUGAAUGUGUGGUGGAUUCUGGCCUUAGUCUGUCGGUGCUACAGAAUAACACCACAGGAAUUUAUCUAGCCUGCUUUCUCCCUGACAGUGAUGCUCUGGAAACAUCGAGAGAAGCCAUCUCAAAAUUAUGCACAACAGUACCUAUGAUGGCUGGUCAUCUGAUGGAAUACUUUGGCUUCAGUGGUCCUAUGAUGACUGUGGACACAGGAUGUAGCUCUAGUUUGUCUGCUCUUGAAAUGGCUGUCAGUGAUCUUAAUGCUGGAAAAUGUCAGUUUGCCAUGGUUACAGGUGCCAACCUUUUGCUCAAUCCAAGUUAUUUUCAACAAAUGAUGCAACUGGGCAUGCUCAAUCCCUCUGGUCACAGCAAUGUGUUUGAUGCUAAGGCUGGAGGAUAUGUCAGAGCUGAGGGGGUGGUGGCUGUUUUACUCACAAGGAAUGUUACCAUUUGCAAACGUGUGUAUCUGAGUAUAAGUGACAUCCUCACCAACUGUGAUGGCUUCAAAUCAGAAGGAAUCACCUUCCCAAAUAGUCAGUCUCAGGCAAAAUUGAUGUCUACAAUUUACAGCAGAGAUGACAUUGAUGUUAAUGAUAUAGCAUAUGUAGAAGCUCACAGCACUGGUACUAAGGCUGGGGAUCCUGUGGAAGCAAAUGGCAUUGUCCAAGCCCUCUGUGAAGGCAGACACAAGCCUUUGCUGGUCGGAUCAGUCAAAGCUAGUAUGGGGCACAGCGAGGCCACUGCAGGAUUAGCAAGUUUGGUGAAAUGCAUCAUGAUAGCAAGGCAUGGAACAAUUCCACCCCAGAUAAAUUAUGAUUCACAAAACCCUAAAAUAGAUGGAAUUACACAAGGAAAGAUCAAAGUAGUAGACCAGGCAAUGCCUUUAGCAGAUGGAUACAUAAGUUUGAAUUCAUUUGGAUAUGGAGGCGCUAAUGGGCAUGCCGUGUUAAAGCCUUUUAGAAAACAGCAUACUAUUAACAAAGAUGUAUCACAUAGCCUAGUAACCAUCCAUACAAGAAAUGAAAGAGAAAUGGAGUCUGUUGUGGACUUUGUUAGGAAGAAUAGGAAGAAUGUAUCUUCACUGGCUCUUCUGUCCAAUUCCUGGUUGUCAAGUGACCCAAGAAGACCCAUCAGAGGAUACAUAAUUGCAGAACAUCACAAUAAUGGUGUUAGCCAUAAGGUGUCUAAACACAUCUCUUUGGUUCCAUCUAUAUGGCUGUUGUUGAGAGACGUAGCAUUUGAGAAGUUGGCCCUGUCCUCAAUUCUCAUAGAAAAUCCUAUUUUCAGGAGAUCAAUUCAAACUUCCCAGAAGAUUCUGAAUAAAAUGGAUGAAACAUUUCAACUGACACAAAUGCUGACUAUAGGACCAGCAGCUUGUCAAAUUAAUGAGAGAAUAGUUCUUGCCAUUUCUUCAUUAAUAGGUUUAGUGGACACCAUUACAGAGGCAAAUGUCCCAGUUCAGGGUGUAGUGGGAUGUGGUCUGUCAGAAAUUGUGGCAGGAUAUAAAGAUGGCUGCCUUAACAGGGAACAGUGUGUUCGAUUGGCUUACUUGAUAGGAGAGCAAAUUGAGAAAUGUUCAAAAACAGAUCUCCAUGGAAGAUAUUCUGUAUAUAAAACCACUUUGAAUCCAGAAGACAUCUACUGCCUUGGACCAUUCACCAGGGUGCUCUCAGUGAUUGCCCAGGAUAUAUUUGUCAUCGCAGUGGACAACAAAUACAAAGAUGAGGUUUUAAGAACCAUUCAUGAAAAAGGUGGUUAUUAUUUGGAAUUAAAAGACAGACUCCCUCUGUAUAGUGAAUGGAUGGACGGUUUGAUUGAUGGUAUAGAAGAACAAGCUCAAGAAAUUAUAAACAGUCCUAAAUGCAGGUCAAAGAAUAUGGUCAGUCUGUCCCAGGACUAUGCCUAUGGUUGCCAGUCCAAUGUUAAGAGUUUGUUUGACUGGGAUUAUCUGAGAAGAGUUCUGAUCACCCCUGUCACAGUCACAAGUUUGAUGGCCACACUGCCAGUGGACACUAGUUUAGUGGACAUCAACUUUUCCAGGCUCACUGAUCCCAAAAGACUAGAGAAACAUUUUGUGUUUGACCCUAUUCCAUGCAAUGGAGACCUGAAAUCUGUUCUGAAGAUGCUGGGAGAGAUACACCUCUUAGGUCAUGAUGUAUCAGCACAGUGUUUAUAUGAUGUGUCCUUCCCACUGGAUGCCUCUGCUCCUUCCCUAAGUCCAUUGGUAAAGUGGAACCACAGUGAAUCAUGGCUGAUACCUGAAUGGCCAGAAUUUUAUUGCAGGGUUAAGGAUGAUGUGGAGGUGCCAUACACCAUUAGCGAUCUGGAGACAGAAGGAAUCCACUCCAAACAGGGUGUGCUGUUGUACCAUGCCUUGAUUGCUAUCAAUGAAAAGCACAACAAGACUCAUGAACUGACCAGUGGUAUGGAGUUGCUAAACAUGGUGUGGACUGUGGAUGAGAUUGAUCAAGAAGACAUUGACAGCACUGACUCUAUACAUGUACAGACUGGCAAGAAAUCAUUUGUGGUAGAAAAAGGAGAAAUUGUACUACUCUCUGGAGAGUAUAGGAUAUAUGAACCAGAAGAAAAGGUCAUUUUGCCUAAAAUUCCUGGAUAUGAUCUCGAUGUCAAUGAAAAUCUAAAGGGAGGUGAUGAAGACAGAGUUUUUAUGCAAAAGACUGAAAUAACAUGGGAGGAUAGCUGGCUGGAUUUUUUGGACACACUUUUGGAGUUCUCCAUGCAGUGGCUUGAAGGACCAUUGUUCAGAAUGUGGGUGGAUCCUUCCUCUCAUAUGAAGAAGAUCAAAGACUGUGCUAAUUUGUUGGCAGUGUUAGAAGGAAGUACAGGACUUUGCAAGGCAGGUGAUCUGGUUUUACACACUAAGGGCAGUCAGUUGAAGAAUAAGGACAAAGAGAAAGCGGUCAAUUUAAGUGGAAUAGAAAGUUCAAAAGUUAGUCUGUUGAUGCUGUACACCAUUGAAUCAGUUGCUGCUGGUAGCCAUAGAGUGUUGAUGUAUCAGGGGGAAAAUGCAAAGGAACAAGUCAAUGGAAUUAUCUCAAUCACAGAUAGGGAGAUAGUGGGACAGGAGUUUCCCCUCAGUAUGGGCUGGACCCCAGAAGAUCUAGAACAGCUAAUUCCAUAUAUACUGGCAGUCCAUCUUCUGCUUGACGUAGCCAGAAUCAAAGAAAACCAAACACUGCUUAUAAUGCCCCCUAUUGAUACCUUGUGUAUAUACUUGAUGGCAAUAGCAAAUGAGCUGGAGGUCAGUAUAUUUACAUCCAGUUUUGAUGCAGAGAUUCGCAAUGUCAUCAGCAAUCUGUUCCCCUACGUUAGGGUUGUGGCUGGAGAAAGGUUAGAACAAAAUAUCAAGACCCUAACACAAGGAGAAGGCUGUGAUGUCGUCAUCAAGUUCACUAGUGCAGAUUUCCAGUCGGCAAUUAAUCUGACAUCAGCCAAUGGUAAGUUGAUCUGCUGUACACUGCCCAGCCCCCGGGAGGAGGUCGUUCUCACCAAGGACUGCUCCCUCAUCGUCCCUGACCUCUCCAAGGCUGUUAACAGCUAUAUACAGAAAAGUCCUCAGGAAAUCCAGCUAUAUCUCUACAACAUGCAAAAUGGUUCUGUUGCAGAGAUGUCUAGAGAGGGCUUUCCAGAGGUCCAAGGACUGAAAUAUGUCUUGGCUGAUCGUUCAAAUUUCACGUGCCCUGUGGAGCUGACUCAAGUUCUGUCAAUCAUUGAGGACCCCAUUGUGAAUCUGAGUAACCAGGGUAUAGCGGAGAUGAUGGAAGCUGAUGCUAUUGCAAUGCAUAGGUUACAGACUGCAAUUACAACAAAACCCAAAGACUUUUUACUUCUUGCAAAUGAUAGCUCAGACAAGGAGAACCAGUUUGACAGCUUUAAUCCGCUGAAUAUCGCACAGGUACCUACACCUACACCAUCUUCAGCUGAGGCACGUGAUGAAAUCAAACUAAUUUAUCUGCCAGAGGUGGAUCUCCAGGACUAUGAUGAAGUGUUUCACAUGGCAGCAGAUGAGAGAAUUAUUCCUCCCCUGCGAACACCCAUCAUCACUAUCACAGAUGAGACUGACACAGGGUCAAAAGUCAUAACCUCUACUCCUAUGCAUGGAUUGGCUGCUGAUCAGAGAGAAAAUCCUGGCUUGGCAAAGAUGUUUCCUACUCCCAAAGAACCCAAAGGGAGAAUGGCUCAGUUAACUAUUCCCAGGUUAACAAUUCCUUCUGCAAUCUCCAGCUUCAAGAAAGGUGCCAAAAUGAGCCUCAUAGUGUAUCCGACACCAACACCUCUCACCUUUACCCCGGCUCUUAAAACACUACUGACACCACAAACAAGUGAACCUACCAUUGUGCCUCUUAAUGAUGAGAAAAAGCAGCCAGCAUUGUUUUGCAUUCAUCCUAUCACUGGUAAGCUAAAACUGCUGAAAACCUUAGGGAGUUUACUUCAGUACCAAUGUUAUGGGAUACAAAGAACACAUAUUACUCCACAAGAUUCUAUUCCAAGUGUGGCUAGCUAUUACAAGAAUGCAGUGCAGAUGUACCAAGAGAAUGACCCUUACUUUCUGGUUGGAUAUUCAUUUGGUUCGUUCAUCGCAAUUGAAAUGGCAAUUCAGUUUCAGGAACAAGGGUCAAAAAUAGGAUGUUUGAUUCUCCUUGAUGGAGGUCCAUCUUACUUUCACAAUCAGUUCAGCCAUGGAAUUCAGGCAGCUUCAAAAGAAGAGGAUAUGGACUAUUUGGAGUGUGGGGCUCUCAUCAACUUUCUGCAGAUGUAUGCAGCUGUUCCAAGUUCAAAACUAAUUCUGCAGAUCCUUCUCUCCUUGAAGACUUUGUCAGAGCGCAUUGAUCUGAUCUUGGAUAUGACUUUUGGACGUGUAGUUGUCAGUCCAAAUCCAGCAAAAUCAAGAUGGCUGAUUGCCAAAGAAAAACUGAAAAUGAAGGGCCUUAUGACUCCUACUCGGAUGUAUGGCUUCAGUGAUGCAGCAGAAGAACUGGUUCGUUUGAAACGAAAGGAAGCUGCCAAGGAUUUUGUAACCAGUGUUAAGAUUGGGUACAAAUACCGCAGUACAGGACAAAAAUUCAAAGGAGAUAUCCAUCUAUUGCGUAUUAAGUCGGAUCUCCCGCUCCCCAACCCCAUUCCAAUGGAUUAUGGGCUGAAAGACUGGUGCACUGGAAAUGUUAACGUGCGGUUUUACAAUGGAACACAUGAGUCGUUUCUUAAUGAUGUUGAUGGAAAGGCCGUGGCAAAGGAUAUCAUGGAGAUUGUAACAGGCUGUUAGGGCUGAAACUGCAAAAAUCAGAGGUGCAGUCCUCCUUAAAAAUUGCUGAAGUUUGAACUAGCUUCAAAGAAUCUUCAAAGUUGUGGAUUCUUACAAUACUUUUGUGAACACUGGAAAAAAAUGAAGCUUAAGUUUAAUUAUGUACUAAUUAAGAAGCAUAUAAUUAUGUAUGUAAUAUUUCUACUUUAUGCACUGGUGAAAAAGAAUAUUCUACAAUAUGUACAUAAAAAUAUGUAAAUAUCAUUAAUAUUUAUUAAAUGCUAGCUGAUUGUACAUCAUUGUGUGAAGACUACUAGGUAUGUUAGUGUAUGAAAAUCAUUGGAUGUUGAUGCUUUUUUUGUUUUUUUGAAAGUUGCUUGUGUCCUAAAGUAUUUCAUUUAGUAUUGGAAAAAAUGACAGUUUAAUGUCAAUAGCAUAUACACAGAACCGAAAACUGAAAUAUGGCAUCAAAUGUAUUGUUUCAGAAUAAAUUGUCAUUUGCAUGUGGAAUAAAA